Aureobasidium namibiae CBS 147.97 is the source of this 2289-nucleotide messenger RNA. Its product is annotated as acyltransferase ChoActase/COT/CPT. Gene Ontology annotation, biological process: carnitine metabolic process. Gene Ontology annotation, cellular component: mitochondrion. The record is from RefSeq and is a predicted model, not a curated record. The coding region runs from base 1 to 2289 and encodes 762 amino acids. NCBI's taxonomy places the organism in Eukaryota, Fungi, Ascomycota, Dothideomycetes, Dothideales, Saccotheciaceae. Gene Ontology annotation, molecular function: carnitine O-acetyltransferase activity. The transcript is spliced from 3 exons.
AUGACUUCUCAAGGAGUUACGUUUGCUUCCCAAGAGAAGCUGCCCAAGCUUCCCAUUCCUGAUCUGGAUAAGUCAUGCGACAAGUAUCUUGCAUCCUUGCGGCCCUUGCAGUCUGCCAGAGAACAUGCAGAGACCGACGCCGCUGUGCAAGAGUUUCUGAGAGCCGAAGGUCCAGAGCUUCAAGAAAAGCUCAAGAAGUAUGCCACUGGUAAAUCCAGUUAUAUUGAGCAAUUCUGGUACGACUCGUACCUUAACUUUGACAAUCCCGUUGUUCUCAAUCUCAACCCUUUCUUCUUGCUCGAAGAUGAUCCCACUCCGGCCAGAAACAACCAAGUUACCCGCGCCGCAUCCCUCGUCAUAUCCGCACUCUCGUUCGUCAGAGCAGUGAGAAAGGAAGAGCUGGAGCCAGACACCCUCAGAGGUCAGCCUCUGGACAUGUACCAAUACUCGCGUCUGUUCGGUACUGCUCGCAUCCCCACCGAACACGGUUGCCAAAUUGGCCAAGACCCUUCAUCAAAGCACAUUGUGGUCUUGGUGCGUGGCCAGUUCUACUGGUUCGAUGUCCUAGACGACAACAACGACCUGAUCAUGACCGAGAAAGACAUUACUGUAAACCUCCAGGUCAUCGUGGACGAUGCACAAGAGAUCCCCAUCCAAGAGUUCGCACGAAACGCUGUCGGUGUGCUCAGCACCGAGAACCGCAAGAUCUGGUCCAGUCUGCGCGAUGUCCUCUCAAGAGAGGAAGGCUCAAACAACUCAGACAGUCUCAACAUUGUUGACUCUGCACUUUUCAUUCUCUGCCUCGACUAUACAGAGCCCAAGUCUGGUGCUGAUCUCUGCAUGAAUAUGCUUUGUGGCACCUCACAGAUCGAGAAUGGUCUCCAAGUCGGUACAUGUACCAACCGCUGGUAUGACAAGUUGCAACUCAUUGUCUGUAAGAACGGUAGUGCUGGUAUUAAUUUCGAACACACCGGAGUUGACGGCCACACCGUCUUACGAUUCGCAUCUGAUGUCUACACCGACACAAUUUUGCGUUUCGCUCGUACCAUCAACGGCAAAGCGCCAUCGUUGUGGGCAUCCGACUCGCCAGAUCCUGCCAAGCGAGAUCCAAACAGUUUCGGUGAUGUCUCGACAACUCCACACAGAUUGGAGUGGGACAUGUUGCCCGAGGUAUCGACUGCCGUGCGAUUUGCUGAGACCCGUCUAGCGGACCUUAUCCAGCAGAACGAGUUCGCCACUCUCGAGUUCAUGCAAUACGGCAAGAACUUUAUGACUAGCAUGGGCUUCUCUCCAGACGCCUUUGUACAGAUGGCUUUUCAGGCAGCCUACUAUGGUCUGUAUGGUAGAAUGGAGUGCGUUUACGAACCUGCAAUGACCAAGGUCUUCUACCACGGUCGCACUGAAGCCAUCCGACCAGUCACUGAUGAGUCUACCGAGUUCGUCAAACUCUUCUGGGGUGAGAAUCCACCUGCUAAGAAGGUGGAAGCAUUGCGCAAAGCAUGCCAGAAACACACUGAGAUCACAAAAGAAUGCGCCAAAGCUCAAGGACAAGAUAGACAUUUGUAUGCCUUGUUCUGUGUUUGGCAGCGCAUGAUCGAUGGUGAUGAGGAGAUUUUGAGUCAUAACGGCGACAGUGGGGAUGGCAUGCAUGACGAAAACUCCUCUGAUGUGAUGAGCGAUGAUGGCAGCUCUCGCAGCUCUAUGAACCGCGUACAGACCAACUCAGGUGUCAUGCCGUCACUAUUCGCCGAUGGUGGAUGGGAUCGAUUGAACACCACAAUUCUUUCUACAUCGAACUGCGGCAACCCUUCUCUGCGUCAAUUUGGAUUUGGACCUACUUCUGGCGACGGAUUCGGUAUUGGCUACAUUAUCAAAGAUGGCAGCGUCAGUAUAUGUGCUUCCUCCAAGCACCGCCAGACUAAGCGUUACAUCGAUGCCAUCGAGAGCUACUUCUUGGAGAUGAGAAAGGUUCUACGACAGACACAGAGAAGGGGCACAAACACCGACAAGCUCGCCAGUCGUGCCAGAGAAGCGGAGGAAUUGAAGACGAAGGCAAGGCCGAAGAACAACAGACUGAAGUCCCGCGGUAUACUUGUAGAUGGCGCUAGAACGCCCGCUAUGGACAGCGAGCAGGUCAGCGAUGACGACGGCUUGGGUGGCUAUGGCUUCUUCGAUGCUGGAAUGUUGCUGCAAGCGCUGAAGCAAGAGCAGAAUGGCAACAUCAAGCCUAGUCAGAAGGCUGCGGCGAGGAACAAGGUUGGAAAGAAGUUGCAGCUGAUGGACUAUUAG